Molecule: messenger RNA, 3171 nt
Organism: Bombus pascuorum
Lineage: Eukaryota; Metazoa; Arthropoda; Insecta; Hymenoptera; Apidae
Product: sorting nexin-25
Exons: 11
Coding region: 209-3007 (932 amino acids)
Cellular component (GO): intracellular membrane-bounded organelle
Molecular function (GO): phosphatidylinositol binding
Source: RefSeq, a predicted model, not a curated record
UAAGCAAGCGCCUGCACCUGCGCCACUGCAUGAUUUGAUCUGUAUUUUUUUUUAUCACGGUGUAUACGACCAUUGUCUGUAUUGUAUUUUGUGAUGGCGAUAUUGUUGACAUGGUUCGCUUCUUUUCACAGUUUAUACAAGCAAGUUUAUCAAAUAUGAAAUUAAAUACGUAAUAUUCAUCAUCACGUGAUUACAAUCACAAUUCAAGAUGAUAUGGACCGGCAUUCUGUAUAUUCCAGCUAUAAUCGCACUUUUCUAUUGGAAUAAUUUAUUAUGGUGCUACCUUUUUGGUUUACUAACCAUAUCUUGUUUCUUUUUGGGAUGUUUGAUUGUCAUAUUCAUCAACAUUGCUCUUUCUCUGAAACAUCACACUACUGCAACAACUUCAAAAACAAUUGCAGAAAUGGAUGCCUUUCAUAAUCUGUUAAUGAAGGGGUAUAUAGCUAAAAGUGAAAAUACCAAGAAACAUGUCAGAUAUCCAUUGGUUUUUACUCGUAUGGUGGAUGGAGCUUUGCAGAAUUUAUUGGACUUAAUUUUUCAAGACUUUGUUGGUCUUUGGCUAAACGAAUUGGCUUUUAAUUCUGAACAAAUAAUUGACAAUAUGAAGCAAGACAUAUGGGGUGCAAUUCAAACUCUUCAUGAUCGUUUAUCAAAAGUGGAUCAUACGAAACUAGUUGUUUGUAGUAUAGUAAAUAAAAUUACAUUCCAUUUUGAAAAAAUUAGACUUGCUCAAACAGCUUCAACACAAGGUGAAGAUCCAGUAUUUAUUUUAUCUACACACUUAAUGUCACCUACAGCUGAACUAGACUAUUUGAAGAAGGUCAGUGAAUUGUAUAUCUUAUUUUUGUUACCACCUUGUUAUUCUCUUGCUCCAAUGAAAUAUUUAUUGAGAGAAAUUCUUACAUGCAAAAUACUGAAACCAGCAAUAGACUUAAUAACAAAUCCAGACUAUAUCAAUCAGAAAAUUUUAUCAUAUAUUGAUCAACAACAACUUGCAGAAGCAAUGCACAGAAAAACUUAUGAGUAUGCUGAAUCAUUUGAGGACUUCAUUCGUAUGAUUAAAAGCUCUAAAGAUCUAGAGGUUUUAAAGCAUAUCAGAUAUAAUAUUGUUACUGAAAUUAUGCAAGCUACAACAAUACAGAAUAUUAAAAGAGCGCAAGGUUUAGAUCCAGAUACUAAUGCAUUUGGAAAGUCUGAUGCCAUUCAAGCUCGAAAAUUGACGAGGUAUAUCAGUCAACUAACAUAUGCUAAAAAUACAUGUGAAUGUCACAUGCAAUCAUUGGGAUGGAACGGAUAUCCUGUUCAGGCUAGUGAUGUUACUGACGCAGCAGUGGUUACAGAAGAAAGAAUUUUGCCAUUGCAGUAUAUUUUAGACAAUGUGAUAGGUAGACGAUACCUUUCUCAAUUUCUCGAACAAGUUGCCAGUCAGGAUUUGAUUGGGUAUUGGGCAGCUGUACAAGAAUUACGCAAUGCAGAUAAAUCUAAUUGGCAUCAAUUGGGAGCUGAAAUCUUUUACACUUAUAUAACAUCUCCAACUGCUGAAAUAAAAGUUGACAGAGCUAUUCGUAAGAAAAUGGAAAGCUUCUUGUUAGGUGAUAUAGGGCCAAAUGUAUUUUACGAAGUUCAAGAUAAUGUUGUUAAAAUUUUGGAAGAAAAAUAUUAUCCUUCUUUUAUGGUUAGUGAUCAAUAUAAAAAUAUGCAAGAAGCAUUGCUUAAUGAAAGAGUAGAUGACUUAGUGGAGGACCGACAUAUGGGAAAUGGAACAUUAUCAGAAAAUAUAUCUUUAUUCGUUGGAGAACAUUCAAAUUAUGCUCGCAGUAAAUUGGACCAACUACAAGAAAAAUUAAAUAAUAAAAUGCAAGCUUUACAAGCAUUAAAAUCUUCGUUAAAACCAGAAAGUAAGGUUCUAAAUUUUUUGGCCAAAGAAGUUGAAUGGUUACAAAGUGAGAAAAAGCAAUUAGAAGCACAUUUAACUCAUACAGAGAUGUGGGCAGAACAUUUGGGUCAUUGGAGAGCAGAAGUGCAAAGUGCAGAAGUACCAGAUAAUGGAGAAUCUCCACAGUUUGUUUUAGUUGUCCACAUGACAGAAGGUGAAGACAACUCUGAAAGUAUAUAUAGUGGUUGGGUCGUAUUAAGAAAAUUACAAGAUUUUCAAGAUCUUCACAGAAAACUUCGCCAAUUGUGUUCUAAUGUAAAAAAUUUAGAUUUACCUUCACAACCUUUGAAGUUUUUUGGAAAGUCUGAUAAAAAUACUUUGGACAAAGCUAAAAUGCAAAUACAAAAAUAUUUAAAUUUUGUUUUAGAAGAUGAAAAAUUGAAUCAGAGCGAGGCUUUAUAUACAUUCCUUAGUCCAAGUUCAGAACAUUUGAAAUAUGCUCCUCCUUCUCCUAAAAAAUCUCGAUUCUCUUUAUCGACGUUAUUUAAAACAUCUAACAACAACAGUGAAUUGCGCGAUAAGGAAGAGGAAGAAGAUUAUUCAUUGCUAUUAGAUGAUACAGAUAGUGGCCGAUCAGCCACGGAUGGAAUUUUUAAUGUUAAUAAAGAUGCAAUAGCAGAACCUCUUUAUACACUGUUAGGUGAAAUUUUCGAUCUACGAGGAGUAUUUCGAUGGCUUCGACGAUCGUUAAUUACCUUCGUUCAAAUUACCUAUGGCCGAACUAUAAACAGGCAAAUCAGAGAUACUAUUGCAUGGGUGUUCUCAGAGCCAAUGCUUCAUUACUAUAUACAGUUGUUUACGAAAUCAUGGUGGCCAAAUGGUCAUUUAGUUUUUGAAGCAACUUUUCGUACAGACGAAGAAAAAUUAAAAACGAGAGGCGAAGCACGAAGACAGUUCUUAAAUAAUAUUCCUGAUGUCUUAACAAAUUUAGUAGGAGCGCAAAGUGCACAACGUGGUGCAAUAAAAAUAUUUGAUUCUUUACAGAAUGUGAAUUUAAAUAAACAAUUAUUUUAUGAUAUCUUUGAAGUUCUGAUGUACGAAGUAUUUCCGGAAUUUAAACGAAAACAAUAAACUUUGCUUAAAAUCAUAAUUUUUUUUAUGUUAUUUAACUAAUUAUUGUAUUUUACAUCCUUAUAUAUGUUUUAUUUAAGUCGAAUAAGUAUUUUAUUUGUAUGAAGUGAUAUGGUAUAUCUAAGCGUCAAUAAAGUAUUAAAAAUCUUUAUAGUAAGAAAAAA